Tilletiopsis washingtonensis is the source of this 1275-nucleotide messenger RNA. RefSeq lists its product as hypothetical. The record is from RefSeq and is a predicted model, not a curated record. The transcript is spliced from 3 exons. Lineage: Eukaryota; Fungi; Basidiomycota; Exobasidiomycetes; Entylomatales. Gene Ontology annotation, molecular function: protein kinase activity; ATP binding. Gene Ontology annotation, biological process: protein phosphorylation. The annotation marks the transcript as partial.
CUGCAGCUGGCACGCCGGCGGCGCCCCGUGCGCGUCGAAGGCACGCUGUACGACCGCAGCGGACCGUUCCGCGAGGGCGCCGUGACGGACGGCCUGUCAGUGCGCCUGUUCUCGGCCUCAGACUCGAGCGCCGACCCGAUGACCUACCUCAUCACCACGCCCGACAAUCGCGUCUCCUCGGCGGCCAAGCUGCGGCGCUGGGCCAUGGACGGCGCCGGCAACUUCUACGCCGCCAUGGAGCUGAUGAGCGUCGAGCGCAAGAUGCGCAACGCCGACGGCAGCGUCGGCAGCGGCGUCUCUCGCGCCGUGAUGCGCGGCCUACGCGAGCGCUACGUGCAGGACCUGCUCGACGAGGUGCAGAAGGCCGAGACGCUCAAUCCGGAGCGCGCCGGCACGGUGGCCAAGGUGCUGCGCACCGCCGACGGCAAGUAUGUGCGCCUCGAGGAGGACUAUCCCGAAGAGGCCUUCUUCGUCAUUGCCGGCUGCGAGCCCGCCGAGGUGGCGGGCGUCGUGGCGCUCGUCUUCUGCGGCGCGCUGCGCGCCAUCUCGCGCUUCCAUGCCGCCGGCUGGAUGCACGGCGACAUCAAGCUGGAGAACCUCAUGUUCGACGAGCGCGGCGAGCUCGUCGUCAUCGACUACGAAAACGCCAAUCCGUUCCGCGGCGCGCCCGGUGCCGGCCGCGACGGUCGCGUGGCGCUCGUGUCAUACGACUGGAUCCCACCGGAGGCCAUUCCGGGCCCGCAGGGCCGCCUGGCCGGUCCCGGCGCCGACCUGUGGGCGCUCGGAGCGAAUCUGGUGCGUGCGUUUGCGCUGCGCGACGGCAUCGACGACCUGCAGGUGCGCGAGGCGCUGCUCGGCAAGGGGCAGACGUCGUUUCUCGCCUUCCGCCGGCGGCAGUUACUGCGGCGCCGCAGCAUGGCCUCGCCGUCUGGCGCUGCUCCACGCACGGACAGCAGCGCCGCUCCCAGCGGCAAUGGCGCCGCCGCGCCGCACGAGUCGCCUGCUGCCGGGCCGUCGCCCGCACGGCUGCUCGAGGCCUUUGCGCGCCAGGCACCCAGUCUCUGCGCCUAUGUCCUGGCGCGCUGUCUCUCCGAACUGCCCGAGGAGCGCGGCGCCGACGCCGAGGCCGAGGGCCUGGCCCUGGUGCGCGACUUUGAGCGCGAGCGCGACGAGCUGGGCGAGCACAGCGCCCUGGCGCAGGGCGAGCGCGCCGUGCACGUCGCCAUCGAGCUCAGCGGCAGCGCGUGGGUGCGCCCCAAGCUCGAGGCGGCGCGC